This is a messenger RNA of Pyricularia oryzae 70-15, 489 nucleotides long. RefSeq lists its product as uncharacterized. The record is from RefSeq and is a predicted model, not a curated record. The coding region runs from base 1 to 489 and encodes 162 amino acids. The transcript is spliced from 2 exons. NCBI's taxonomy places the organism in Eukaryota, Fungi, Ascomycota, Sordariomycetes, Magnaporthales, Pyriculariaceae.
AUGCGACUAAACGUGACGGCGAUCGGUGCACAAAAUGGCGCCUCCACGAUCGAAUGUUGGGAAGUGGAUUCGCCCAUCGACGCUGAGGGCAAUUUGAGUUUGGGGAACGUACAAAAUAUCACCUGGAGCGUUGUUCCGCCAGGAAAGUCCGAAGGGCCGCACAAUGCACCAUAUAAUUUGUGGCUGUUCCUGCUAAAAGGAAUGUUUCAUUUUACCCUUCCCGGUAACGAUUCGACGGACGCCUACCUGACGGCUGGGGAAUUCGGUCUCUUGUUCGCGGCAGAUACGGCAGACGUGAGCGUCACCGGCCAUUCUAGCGCGUCACUGGGCAAUACCGAGACUGUUUUUGCGCGGAUGGCGACGGAGGGUGGAGGGCUUCCCAAUCAUAGGACAGUGCACAUGGGCGCAUGCAAUGCAACUGAAAUGGCAGGUUGGAGGAAGCUGGGCUGGAACAAGGACAAGACCUGGAGAGUGGCAGGUCAGAGGUAG